UCCACUUGCAUAUUCCUACAGUAGUGUGUUAUCCAUAAACCCUAAUUCUUCUAACUACUCUCUCAGCCUAAUCCACCGUCACUAGCGUUCAAGCUAAAGAUCAAAUGGAGAUGAUACCUAUGAUAAUGGAGCUAGAUGAGCUUCCGGAACAGUUUUCUCUUCCUUUCCAAGAUCUUUCCGACUCACCACUCAUGGAAUUCUCCGGCGGAAGCUCCACCAGCAACCACCCAUCCCCACCACCACAACCACAGUUCAUGUAUCGUAACCAACUACCUGUAAUUCUUCCAUCGCCACAAAUCAGGGCGUUACGCGAAUUUCCACGAUGCAGCUGGUUUCAGCAGAAACCGGACUCGGUAGAGGCCAUGAGGGAGAUGAUAUUCCGGAUGGCGGCGUUGCAGCCAGUUCAGAUAGACCCGGAGUCUGUCAAGCCACCAAAGAGACGGAACGUGAAGAUAUCAAAGGACCCACAGAGUGUGGCUGCGAGGCACCGGAGGGAGAGGAUCAGCGAGAGGAUUAGGAUAUUGCAGAGAUUAGUUCCCGGAGGUACUAAAAUGGACACAGCGUCGAUGUUGGAUGAGGCUGCUCAUUACAUGAAAUUCUUGAAAAAACAAGUGCAAUCAUUGGAACAAGCUGCAGCUGCCGGUGGUGGUGGUGGUGGUGGUGGCGGUAUGCCAACAAAAACAUCACCACUUCCGGGGUUGAACGUUAUUGGCACCACCACCACCAUGAACAAUCACGGUACGAAUAAUCACUCUAAUUUUGUUCGAGCCUGUGGUCAGCCUAGUACUCAAGCUUCUCUUACGGUAGGUUCUAUGGAGUUGCUUAGGUAAUUCCUGUGAAUGAAGGAGGGUUAGGGACUUAGGGGUAGGGGGAGCUGGGGCUAGGAUGGAGGGUAGUUUAGUAAUUUGAGAUGGGAUCAUGCUGUGAGGAUCUUAAGAUUGAACUAUGCUAGCAAUUACAUGUGUAAUGGAAAUUGAAUCAGUUAUUUAUGGGUGUAGUAGCAAAUACAAGCUCAUAAUUAAUUCAAUAUUAACUGGGAUCAUGUGUAUAAUUAAUUAAUUACAAAUCAUAGAAUUAUAAUAGGGGAAAAGUAUUUCUUGUGUAUUAGGAUAUGGGAAUUAACCAGCCAGCUUCUAUUCAGACAAUA
Messenger RNA from Lactuca sativa (garden lettuce), 1147 nucleotides. RefSeq lists its product as uncharacterized. The record is from RefSeq and is a predicted model, not a curated record. Gene Ontology annotation, biological process: regulation of DNA-templated transcription. NCBI's taxonomy places the organism in Eukaryota, Viridiplantae, Streptophyta, Magnoliopsida, Asterales, Asteraceae. Gene Ontology annotation, molecular function: protein dimerization activity; DNA-binding transcription factor activity.